CGCCUGCCCGCUUGGCGUUGCGAGCCGCUCGCGCGCGCACACCUUUCUCCCCGCGCCGCUCGAGGAGUAGGAGGUGCGGUCUGAUCGCGCCACGCGCCAGGAGGAGGAGGGCUGGAUAAGAAAACCUUUCGGCAUGAGCAACACUUUCCUCAACAUGGCGUCCAUAGGCGACUUCGACCCGCUCAACGCCGCUAUCCCGGCCACCAAAGUUGAGAUCACCGUGUCCUGCAGGAAGUUGAUAGAUCAGCCUACCAGCGUUCGCUCUCUGCCCAUCUGCGUGCUCUACACACAAGGCAUCGGAAACAAGGAGUGGAGAGAGUUCGGGCGGACAGAAGUGAUCGACAACACGCUGAACCCGGACUUCGUUCGCAAGUUCGUUCUGGACUACUUCUUCGAAGAGCGGCAGAAUCUGAGGCUUGAUCUGUACGAUGUCGACUCAAAUAGCGCAGACCUUUCCAAACACGACUUCCUGGGUCAGGCCUGCUGCACUCUGGGAGAGGUGGUGGGCUCGCUGGGCAGUCGCGUGGAGAAACCCCUGGGGGGGAUCCCAGGGAAGAAGUGUGGCACCGUCAUUGUAAAGGCAGAGGAACUGAGCAACUGCAGGGAGUCAGUUCUGAUGCAGUUCUGCGGGAACAAGCUGGACAAGAAGGAUUUUUUCGGCAAGUCUGAUCCGUUCCUGGUCUUCUAUCGGAGCAACGAAGAUGGAUCGUUCACCAUCUGCCACAAGACGGAGGUGGUGAAGAACACGCUGAACCCCGUGUGGCAGGCCUUCAAGAUCCCCGUCCGGGCGCUCUGCAACGGAGACCACGACAGGACCGUCAAGAUCGAGGUGUACGACUGGGACCGGGACGGCAGUCAUGACUUCAUCGGGGAAUUCAGCACCAGCUACAGAGAGCUCUCCCGGGGCCAGAGUCAGUUCAACGUCUAUGAGGUGGUGAACCCCAAGAAGAAAGGCAAGAAGAAGAAGUACCUCAACUCUGGAACUGUAACACUGCUGUCAUUCCUGGUGGAUAUCGAGGUCACCUUCUUGGACUACAUCAAAGGAGGGACCCAAAUUAACUUUACCGUCGCUAUCGAUUUCACUGCCUCGAAUGGUAACCCGGCCCAGCCCACCUCUCUGCACUACAUGAGCCCGUACCAGCUCAAUGCCUACGCCAUGGCCCUGAAGGCGGUGGGCGAGAUCAUCCAGGACUACGACAGCGACAAGAUGUUCCCCGCGCUGGGCUUCGGCGCCAAGCUGCCGCCCGACGGACGCGUCUCCCACGAGUUCGCCCUGAACGGGAACCCCCAGAACCCCUACUGCUCCGGGAUUGAGGGAGUGAUGGAGUCCUACUACCAGAGCCUCAAGUCGGUGCAGCUCUACGGGCCCACCAACUUCUCCCCCGUCAUCAACCACGUGGCCAGGUAUGCAGCGUCAGUAAAAGAUGGCUCCCAGUACUUCAUCCUCCUCAUCAUCACGGACGGUGUCAUUUCAGACAUGGCCCAGACCAAGGAGUCCAUCGUCAACGCUGCUGGUCUCCCCAUGUCCAUCAUCAUAGUGGGGGUGGGACCGGCAGAGUUUGACGCCAUGGUGGAGCUGGACGGAGACGAAGUGAGGAUAUCAUCCAGAGGAAGAUUUGCUGAGAGAGACAUCGUCCAGUUCGUGCCGUUCCGGGACUACGUCGACCGGACUGGGAACCACAUCCUGUCCAUGGCCCGUCUGGCCAAAGACGUGCUGGCCGAGAUCCCCGACCAGUUCCUGUCCUACAUGCGGACGCGGGGGGUCAAACCCUCACCCGCCCCGCCGCCCUACACUCCCCCAGCCCUGCCCGUGCACACCCAGAUCUGACCCCCUCCCCCCCCCGAGGAACCGGGCCACGUGGAUGCGGUUGCCGUAGUGACGAUGACCACAGUGGGGAGGGUCGAAAUAGGCAGACUCCAAAAUAAUGUACUUCCAUAUAUUCCUCCCCCCUCCCCCCCAUGCGCCAAUCUGGGGGACAACGUGUGUGUGUGUGUGUGUGUGUGUGUGUGUGUGUGUGUGUGUGUGUGUGUGUGUGUGUGUGUGUGUGUGUGUGUGUGUGUGUGUGUGUGUGUGUGUGUGUGUGUGUGUGUGUGUGUGGGGGGAUAAACCGGGGAGCGCGUGUUAACUUCCACCGUCGGUUGUUUCUGAGAGGAAAACUCCAGACUCAGCAUCGACAGUUCUGGACCCCCCACUUCCUCCCCAGUAACCACGGAAACCGUGGUUACUGUGGUGUCCGGAGCUUCUCCAGACAAAGAAUUUAAUCUUGUAAAUAACUGGACGAAUGGGAUCUCGCUCUCGCUCUCUCUCUCUCUCGCUCUCGCUCUCGCUCUCUCUCUCUCUCGCAUUCUCUCUCUCUCUCUCUCUCUCAGUGUUUACAGUACACAGUCAGGAGAGAUUUUAAAUUUUGCCACUGUCUACUUUUUAUA
Gadus chalcogrammus (walleye pollock) is the source of this 2427-nucleotide messenger RNA. RefSeq names its product copine-8. The record is from RefSeq and is a predicted model, not a curated record. The transcript is spliced from 21 exons. Gene Ontology annotation, molecular function: calcium-dependent phospholipid binding. Gene Ontology annotation, cellular component: plasma membrane. Bases 134 to 1828 code for a protein of 564 amino acids. Gene Ontology annotation, biological process: cellular response to calcium ion. NCBI's taxonomy places the organism in Eukaryota, Metazoa, Chordata, Actinopteri, Gadiformes, Gadidae.